This is a messenger RNA of Uloborus diversus, 981 nucleotides long. RefSeq lists its product as uncharacterized. Lineage: Eukaryota; Metazoa; Arthropoda; Arachnida; Araneae; Uloboridae. Bases 1 to 981 code for a protein of 326 amino acids. The record is from RefSeq and is a predicted model, not a curated record. The transcript has 6 exons.
AUGAAGAGGUUGCAGACCUUCUUAGUUCAGGUGUCAACUGAUGAGGACUCCCUUAAUGAAGAUGAUGAAGAAGAAGUUGACACAGAACAGUAUAGCGAUCAUCAGUCAUGCUUAGAAGAAGAUUUAGAUUUAUUAACGAUCAGCCUGGCCGCUAUCCGGAUGCUGAUGAUGGAUGUUCCGAGUCCCACGACUCAAGGAGAAUCUGUGGAGUUAAUUUGCAGCUAUGAAUUACUUGACGAAGACAAACUCUACUCUGUCAAAUGGUACAAGGAUGAUGUUGAGUUCUACAGAUAUGUUCCUAAUGAUUGGCCUCCUGGACAAUUUCUUCCACUACAAGGGGUACGAGUAGAUUUAUCUAAAUCAGGCAGCCAAAGUGUAUAUCUGAGGCAUGUGGACCUCAAUAGUGCUGGGACUUACAGAUGUGAAGUUUCGGCGGAAGCUCCAGAAUUCCAGACGGUUGAAGCAGAAAAAGAAAUGAAAGUUUUAGUUCUACCAACAGAAGGACCAAAAAUAACAGGUGGACUAACAAAAUAUCGCGUUGGGGACGUUGUGUUUGUAAAUUGCACAUCAUCAAAGUCUAAACCAGCUGCAACACUGCAUUGGUACAUCAACGAUGAAUUAAUAACGCAUAAAAAACCUCAAUACGAAAUGGAGCAUUCCACAAGACUGCAGUUGGAUGGAUUGGAGUCGUGCAGUCUAAGCUUAAGGUUCACUGUGAACGAAAUGCACUUCCGCGGUGGUAAUAUGAAGCUGAAGUGCACUGCUACAAUUUCCCGCGUUUAUACCAUGAGCAAUGAGGAGCUUGUCUUCAGACAGCAAACGUCAGGACUACAUAUAAUGGAAAAUAUGAGUCAUGUUAGAAAUUCUUCGUCGAUGUUACUAUGUCACAACAUACUGAUGCUCCUUUUAAUCAUAUCCACGCUCAACUAUCAGAAUCAAAUACAUCACUUUAGAAGGACUUCAAAAUACUCAAAAAUUUGA